GUCAGGUUAUAAAGGUUAAGUUUACGUUGUUGGAGGAUUUCAAAUGGAUCCAAAGGUGACUAGCACUCAGUCAGAUAUUUUCCGCGACACUCCUGUUAGACUACUGGGAUACGCAAACGAAUUGGGAGAAGCUUUUCGUUCGGUUGUGAACGUAAAGUGGGUUUGGCUGAGCUAUGGAAUUGCAACAGCAUAUGUAUUUGCUGACACUGGAUACAAAACAAUUGCCAUUAGAAAUCAAACCUUCCCCUCAGAGAAAGAAAGGAACAUGAGAUCUUUAAAAGAAGGAGUUGAUGUUCUCACUUGGCAAACACUUGCUUCUGUCAUUAUACCAGGAUUUACUAUAAACAGGAUAUGUGCCACAGCCAAUUAUUUUUUCUCAAGAUCUGAAAUUAAGAGGCAUGCUAAAUGGCUAACUGUUGCUGUUGGUCUUACUUCUAUCCCCUUCAUCAUCAAACCUAUUGACGAAUUAGUUGAUUACUUGAUGGAUACAACAGUUAGACCCAUGUUGGAAAUUGAAAGUCCUCAGAAACAUGACAAAUUGAGCCCUAAAGGAACAAUAUAAAAUUAACAUUGAGUACAAUAAAGGUAUUUGUGAAACAAGGAGUGGUAAAAUUAAUUGUAAUAUUUUAUUGGGGCAAGUGAAAAAUGUACCUACCAUCCUAGUAUUAAAAUAAUUUUAAUAUUUGAUUUUGGAAGUGUUCAAAGGGUUGACAAUUUCUUCAAUUUUUGAUAAAAGUUUGCUUCUAUAAUGAGUAGCUUCAGAUAAUAUUUGGACCCAGUGCAAAUCUAGUGAUAAAAUGACCACCAUUCCUUCUCAUUUAUUGACCUAUCGUUUAUCUUAUUUCAGUAUUGAGCAUGUAUUUUAAUUGCAUGUAGAUGACAAAAUUGCUUAAAGCAAAUAUGAUGGACAAUAGCCCAUUUUAGUUGAAGAUUAUUAAUCUUAACAAACUAAUUAGUCCUAGUUUAAAAUAACGAUGUAGUGCAUUAAUAGAGUGAGAAAUAAAGUUUGUAUCUACGUAGGUCUUAGUCCUAGAUGCAAUACAUUUAUAACUAUUUUAAAGAUUAGAAUGGUAUAUAGCUUUAUUGAAAAACCGAAAAGACAGUAUAUAAAGUUACAAAAUUUGGUAGUUAUUGACUAAGCUUUCUAAUGAUUGAAGAUAGUUGAAAAGUUUGUUUUGUUUGAUUAACAUAUAGGAAUUCAACCUAUUCCAGCCAGCAUGAAAAGGUCGAAAUUGGAUUUGAACCAGUGCAUCUUCUAACUGAGGAUAAUCAAAAUACUUUAAUGCACUCGCCAAUUACAGCCUUACGGUUGAAAAGUAUUAUUCUUUUAGGAUUAAAAAUGACUCCGUGUUCAACUUUUGGUGCCUUAUGUCAUGUUUCAAGACAUAUUAACAACUGCCAUAUUUAUUACAAUCAUUUUUUAAAAUUAAGCCAUUGCUGAUUAAAGAUUAUUUAUCUUCCUAUAUUUUAAUCUUUAGAUGUAUGUUAUACAAGACAACAGGGUUAUUGCAGCUGUUAAUGAUAUCAUAGAUC
Messenger RNA from Nezara viridula (southern green stink bug), 1533 nucleotides. The record is from the annotation of a GenBank genome assembly. NCBI's taxonomy places the organism in Eukaryota, Metazoa, Arthropoda, Insecta, Hemiptera, Pentatomidae.